AUGAAGCUGUUCCUUUUCCUCUGUACAUUACCAUCAACCUGUUGGGCCGCGUUUGCGCAGGCGGAUAAGGACGAGAUACUCGAUGUCCAUAACAGCAUGCGAUCCCGAAUUGCCCUCGGCCUCUACACCGCCAAGUCCAAGACUUUCCCAGCAGCUGCGGAUAUGACGAAAAUGAAAUGGGACUCCGGCCUCGAAUCACAAGCUCAAAACUGGGCAAACCGAUGCCAAUUUGCGCAUUCCGGCACCAACGGAGUUGGCGAGAAUAUCUACAUGGCCUCUAGCUCGAACACACUACCGAUUCGUGGUCAAGGAAAAGCCGCCAGCAACGCGUGGGAGAAGGAAUUUCCGGACAAAGGCUGGCCCGGAGUGCCGUAUUUCGAUAUGAACGUUUUUAAUAGCGGAAUUGGGCAUGCAACGCAGAUGGCCUGGGCGUCCUCGAGUAAAAUCGGAUGUGGUGCCACGCAAUGUCAGAACGGAAAAUCGGUGUUCGUCGUGUGUCAGUAUAGCAAGCAAGGAAAUUACCUGAAUCAAAACGCUUACUCUGCCGGCACGAGAUGCUCAAAGUGCCCAAGCGGAACGAGCUGCGAUUCUCGACUGGGACUUUGCCAA
Mesorhabditis spiculigera is the source of this 609-nucleotide messenger RNA. Lineage: Eukaryota; Metazoa; Nematoda; Chromadorea; Rhabditida; Rhabditidae. The record is from the annotation of a GenBank genome assembly.